ACAUUGCUACGGAGGCCUUCGUAUACAUCGUUGAAUAAUCAGCGUUUGGUAUUCAGGAUUUCGCCAUGUCCAUCGGUAUAGCUAUACCAUAUUGAAUGCCAAGUUCCCGCCGUCAGUCUCGCCUUGGAUUACCAGAUUACGUGGCAGGUGUACUCGCUGUCUUCCGGUGCCACCUUGUCUGGAAACGGACUUGCUAGCCAGGCAUGCCCAGAAAGACCUUUCCGGCAUGCUGUCAGGAUUCUGUGUUGACCGUCAAUUAUAGGAAGACAGGUUGCAUAACCUCGAAGAAGUGGUCUUAGAAAUGCGCGCGGCGUUAAGAAACCAGAACAGCACUGUGGCUAAUAAUUUGCCCCUUACACCUGCUCUGGCAGAGUCUUCGCGCAUCAAUGCUGACCGUCGUCCUAAAAGUCCGACGCAAUCCACUAGGCUACCAACGUGGGAAACGAUAGAAGCGGCAGUCCUGGCCUACCUCACCUACUGCAACUAUCGCCCUCUACCGCUCUUCCUUCCAGAUAUACUCCUGUCGACACUGAAAGAGCGAAGUCAUGAGCUCAUACUAGCCAUACUAGCAGUUGCAGGCCGCUUUGUGACUUCGCCAGGAGUACCGUCGAUAUAUCCUACUGACAGAAUCGAGGAUUACGGCCAAUCAGCUCGAAGCCUGGUUAUGCAACAUAUCGCCAACGGGCCCGUAGAACUAUCAACAAUACAGAGUUUGUGCAUCUUGAGUCUACUCGAGUUUAACAACUGCAACACCCACUUGGCCAGCACGUACAGUUCGCUAGCAAUGGAGCUUGCUCUUUCGGCCGGGCUGUCAGCAGAAUAUCCAGGAAAUUGGCAGUCGAAUACUCUCGAGGAAAGGCGUCGAUGCUACUGGAGCGUUGUGCUCCUGAAAUAUCUUUAUGGCUCUGCAAGUGGCUUCUUCACAUUCAUCCAGGACGACAAAACUCCCAAACCCCUCCAGAGCCCUGUAUCGCCAAUCGAAACUACUUCUCAGAUGACCGAUACUUCGCUGGAGCAGCCUGGAGGAUCAAAUAAUCCCGACGAGGGGACCGACCUAGGUAUCUUCACCUAUGCGAUCCAGCUCAGUGAAAUAUGGCGCAAGGCUCUAAGAUAUGCACACCGACGAGGCAAGCGUGCUGGUGUUCUCCCACCCUGGUCACCUCAAUCUGAAUAUGCACAGAUCCUUGCGCACUUGACAGAUUUUGAGACCAAGUUCGCCUACAAAUAUCGCUUCCGCCCGGCAAAGAUUGCGGACCACAACCCAGAACAGCUCCGACAGCAUGCUGAUUUCUGGGCGGCCUGGUUCACUGUGCAAAUGCUCUACCACUCGAUCCUUUGCCUGCUCAACCAUCCCCUGCUCAUGUCACUAACACUGAGAAACGUCAAGAUGACGUUGGUGCCGGAAGUCUUCCUGCAGCACACUGCAUAUCUCACUGCGACACAUACGGAUUGGAUCAUACACUUGUUGGACGUGUCCAAGCAGAAAAACUUCAGACUACAUGACCCGUCUCUGGCUCAUUUGGCUGCUGUGACCGCAACAAUCUACCUCCAGCAAAGCUACGCCGAGGAUCCAGCUGUCCAGAGCAGAAAACAGGAACAAUAUCAGAAGUGUCUUUCAUUCAUUCAGGACUUGGGUGACCAUUGGCCUUUUGUCAAAUACCUGGCACAAAAGCUAGAAGCUUUCGAGAGAGUAGUAUCUGCAUCCUUUCGCGAUUCCGCACCGCCAACCACUUCCGGAUCACGAGUACUUAUCGAUCUGAGUCUCUUUUGGGAGAUCAUUGAAGCAACUUCCAUCGAUGGCCUUCCGAAGACCGCCGAAUCCUAUUUCGGGUCUUCACUCACUAUGUAUCGCCAGCCUUCGCAUUCUGCCGAGGUGCUUCGCAGCCGACUCUUGCCGGAACCGACCCAUAUCAAUGACACAGGUGCCACCCACGGCCAAGCGAGUUUUCAGGAUCUGGGUGACAGCACCAUGCAGCUGGCAAGCUCUGAGUUCGUGUCGUCGCUGGACAAUGAUGCGGCUAUUCUGGCGCAGAGCUUUUUCGCUCAGGGAGACGAUUUCGUUGGGAACAUGGACGAUUGGUGGUUUCAAGCAAACACCGGCUGAGAUGUGGUCCGAGCUCGGUACCUUGAUGGGGUGUCCCCGCGCUCCGGUCCCUUGACUGUGCCGCCUCUAACGGAGCUCCGUCCAUAUCGAACUCCACGUUGUUCCGGAAUAUGUCACUCUGACACUCGCAUC
Exophiala viscosa is the source of this 2236-nucleotide messenger RNA. RefSeq lists its product as uncharacterized. The transcript has 5 exons. NCBI's taxonomy places the organism in Eukaryota, Fungi, Ascomycota, Eurotiomycetes, Chaetothyriales, Herpotrichiellaceae. Gene Ontology annotation, molecular function: DNA binding; zinc ion binding. Bases 302 to 2104 code for a protein of 600 amino acids. Gene Ontology annotation, biological process: DNA-templated transcription. The record is from RefSeq and is a predicted model, not a curated record. Gene Ontology annotation, cellular component: nucleus.